This is a messenger RNA of Symbiodinium pilosum, 1209 nucleotides long. The record is from the annotation of a GenBank genome assembly. Lineage: Eukaryota; Dinophyceae; Suessiales; Symbiodiniaceae.
GAUUCGGGGGCGAAUGUUGUUCGCUUCGCAAAAGCUGCGCACAAAGAGGCGCCCUACAUUCUGCAGGGUGUGGCAUCACUGAGUGCUACAACGCUGCCACGGGCAGAGGUGGCUCUGCACAAGACAAUCGCUGGUUGGGGAAUGACAAUACCUUUGAACAUUUAUUUCUGGAACAGGGGCCUCCAUUGGGCCCCGAUGUUGCAAGUUCAAACCUGGUUCGAGUACUUGUUGGUCCGGCGUCCAUCCGUUCUGCUGGGUGGAUUCACGCGCGAUCAUCCUGCUCGGCCAAUGUUUCUGCGAGCGUUCUGGAAGGCGUUCUGGUACGACGAGCCCACGCAUGAAGUUUUUGGGGCGCAUGGUCAAUGCCUGGAGAGAUGCAUCCCUGUAUACUUCUACUCGGAUGAAGGGCGAGGCCUGCGCAAGGACGAAAACCUGGACGAGCGAACUUAUGUGGAGCUGCGUGGGCGACACAAACAGCGGUUCGUCUUUAGUUUCGUGUGUGCGCAAGUUGGACUGGAUUUGGCACGUGCCUUUACUACUGGCAUAACAGUUGGCGGUGAGCAGUGGUUCCUGGUUCUGAUCGGCGUCAAAGGCGCAGUGGCGAAACACUUUAUAUGCCCAGCGUCCUUGGGUGGAUAUCCGGCCAAGUUGCUUUUUGCCUGUUGGAAGGCGGCUGACACGCUGAUGCUGGCACGCUGGUUGCUGCUUCUGCUACGCGAGGGCCCAGUUCAGCCGGAAGAGAACAAAAGGCAAGGUGUUUCCCUGCUAGCUGCUGGCGGCGAUCGCGAACAUGCUCUACGAGCAAUGCAAGACUGCAGCUGCGCUUUGCUUGAAUUCUUUUCGAUACUCCACAAGCAGAAGCUGUUCCUCAGUCGGGGUAUUGCGUCAGAACUUGUGGCCUGCGUGGAUGUCAUAUGUGGCUCUUACAGCUAUUUGGCCAAUUUCUUCCUGUCUCGAAAGCUGGCCGUGUAUCACAUGGAACCAACACUCCACGUCUUUAAGCAUGUCGGUUUACGGUUGGAGGAAGCCCUCAACAGAGAUGCCCCAGUCAUCUUUUCGCCAGCCUCAUUUUUGUGCGAAAUGGGCGAGGAUUGGAUCGGCCUAGUGUCGCGCAUAACGCGCCGCGUUCAUGCUAGGACGUGCGGAAAGCGCACAAUCCAAAGGUACUUGAUCAAAACCCAUUUGGAAUGGGAGAAGCUGGGCAUCUAA